GAUUGAUCUGUCAGUGCAACACCUGACUCAACACCAAAGCUCUUCUUGCUCAUACUCAAUAUGAAACUCCAACACCCAAAUCUAAUCGAUGAUUCUGCAGUCUGUCUGCAAGAUGGGAAGCAGCAAAGCCUGCUUUGCCCAUACUGUGCAAUACCCCCACCCCGUUUAUCCCCCCUUGUCAAGCACUCGUGUGUACGUGCAUGCCUUCAUGAUGCUGCUGCGUCGAGUCCCAGUAAUGAAUGGCGGCCUGCGGUGCAGCAGAGGGAACGAAGACCACCACUACCAUUAGCGAGCUUCCCAGGCCCCGCUGCUGCUCCUCCGCAAACGACUUCCAGCGGCCGAAGGGACCCUGUGGUGCUGGGCACAGCGUUAUGGCUCAGACGCUACAGAUGGCGAUCCCCAACUUUGGCAACAACGUCCUGGAAUGUCUGAAUGAGCAGCGUCUGCAGGGCCUCUACUGUGAUGUCUCCGUGGUGGUCAAGGGACACGCCUUCAAGGCCCACCGUGCAGUGCUGGCGGCAAGCUCAUCGUACUUCCGCGACCUGUUCAACGCGGGCGGCAAGAGCUCGGUGGUGGAGCUACCGGCCGCCGUGCAGCCACAGAGCUUCCAGCAGAUUCUGGCCUUUUGCUAUACAGGCCGCCUCAGCAUGAAUGUGGGGGACCAGUUCCUGCUCAUGUAUACUGCAGGAUUCCUGCAGAUCCAGCAGAUCAUGGAGAAGGGCACAGAGUUUUUCCUCAAGGUCUCAUCCCCCAGCUGCGACUCCCAGAGCCUCCACACUGAGGAGACGGAGCCUCAGAGUCCUGUCACUCAGACGGUGGGAGGGGCGGGCGGCACCCCGGUUGCCGGCACAGCUGCCAGACCUGCGGCUUGUUUGACACCGCUACCGCUGACGUCCAAGGUGAAGACAGAGCAGACGGCCACCACGCCUCAGUCUCAACAGCAGGAGGGCUUUCCCUACUCUGUGGUCUGUAUCCCUGUGGCCAAGCGACUGUGGGAGGGUGGCAACGGAGGGGGUGCUUCUGCAAGCGGUGGUGGCACCCAAAGAAAGGCAGCACGCUACACUUCCACGUCCUCCUCCUCCUCCUGCUCCUUCCCCUCCAAUGUCGCUACCCAGGAUUCCUCUGGGCGAGGGGGCGCCCCUACAUUACAGUCGGGAAGCGCCAACAGCAACAAUAACAGCGGCAGUAACAACAACAAUAGUAGUAAUAACAGCGGGACCCCCGAAGGCACGAGUCCGGGCACGCUCAGUUUGUAUACCAGCGACUCGCCAAUCAGUUACCACGACGACGAGGAAGAGGACGAGAUGGCGGACGAGACCGCCGAAGAGCAGUAUAGGCAAAUCUGUAACAUUUACACCAUGUACAGCAUGCUCAAUGCCAACACCACAGUGCCCGGUGAGAAAGUGGAGGCACUGCCGGAUGUGGCCCCGGACUCAGGGCGCCGAGGUGGUCGCUCCCGGCAGGAGCUAGCGUCGCUGCCAUUGGAGCUGAUCAGCCAGAUCGGCAACCGCUGCCACCCCAAGCUCUACGAGGAGGGUGACCCAGCCGAGAAGCUGGAGCUGGUGAGCGGAACCUCUGUCUUCAUCUCGCGGGCGCAGCUCAUGAACUGCCAUGUCAGCGCCGGCACGCGGCACAAGGUUCUGCUCAGGCGGCUGCUGGCCGCCUUCUUUGACAGGAGCACCCUGGCUAACAGCUGUGGCACCGGAAUCCGCUCGUCCACCAAUGACCCGAGUCGCAAGCCGCUGGACAACAGAGUGCUGCAUGCCGUCAAAUUCUACUGCCAGAACUUUGCGCCCAGCUUCCGGGAGAGCGAGAUGAACGCUAUCGCCGCCGACAUGUGCACCAAUGCCCGCCGCGUGGUCCGGAAGAGCUGGAUCCCCAAACUCAAACUCCUGAUGGCAGACAGCGACGCCUACUCUACCUUCUUGGCUGACAAUGUCAAGAUAGAGGGUGACGGGCUAGGUGGUGAGCAGGGCUUUGACGCCGCCUCCCUGGAGGUGCCAACCGGGGGUAAUGAGGGAGGGGCGACACCCACCGACGGCCUCCAGGACGGCGGAGGAGGAGGAGGAGGAGGAGACGGUAGCACUUUGUUUUGAGUGAGUGAAUGGACAGACGGAUGUUUGGACAGAUGGCAGGAGGGGAUGCGGCCACUUUGUUGCCGCAUCCAGUGUUUUUCUUCCUUUUUAGCAUCACUUCCUUCUGCUUGCUGCUGCUCUCUUGCCAGCCCACAAAACAGAGCAUGUACCAUAAUACCCGGGACAGGAAGUGAGCUUCUCGUCUGCAUGUAGCGUCAUUGCGGCAAAAUCAAUCCCGUAUUACCCUCUCCCUUCAUACAUUUGAAUGUACGUGCGUUUCGUGAAGGGUUGGCCCCAAAGAACCACUCGAGUUUUACUUUUCCAUUCAAUUUGUACAUUUUUUUACGUGUUAUUACGACAAAAAUUAUGGCAGGAUUUAUGGGCAUUGGUGACACGCGAAAUUGUCUUAUAAAGUGGUUAGAAUCCAAAGUAGCUAACGAUGCGUUAGGAAACCAGUUUCGGGGGGAAUACCCCUUUCAUGUGCAUAAACGUCAAUCUGGCAUUUAUUUGCCUCUGCCAUCCACUCAGAUCAGCGAAGGUAUGGCAACACUUUUAUGGUUCUUCUCCUGCCGCAAUGAAUCCCGUAUUCCUCCCCAUUGAAGUCAUACUGAAUGUACUUAUUUAUGGAGGGUUUGCCCCAAAGAACAAUUUGAGUUUACCUUUCUUUACAGAUUUUAUGUGUCAUCCCCCAACCCCAUGAAUAGGUGAAUACUGAUACCAGGCAUUGGUAUUGGGCCAAUACAGUCUUAAUUUCAAAGUGGUGGUGAAGGCGACUGAGACCAACCAACGAUACGAAAGACAAAAAAAAUAAUUUGAAAUCAUGUGACACAUCAGCGAAUCAUCAUGUAUGUUGCAAAGAAAGAAAGACAUUUGUUGACACUUACUGUAUCUAAAUUUGUUAAUUUAUGAACCAAAAGUGCGAGUGGCACUGGUACUGUGUUUCGGUGAAUACUCAUACUGGUGUCAGUAUCGGUCUUGAAAAAAACGUAUCAGACAUAAUUUUUUUACAUUAUUUUGAUAAAAUUGCAGCAGGGUUUUUGUGUAGUGUUGCUAUGAGAAGGAGGCUUAAUUGUUGGCAAAAUUCAAAGUAGGUCAAACGAUGUGUUCAUGCAUUUUCUGGGUUGAAAUUCCCGUUUAGCCCCUUUGACGCAAAAUUGACAUGUCAGUAGGGCGUCGAUUUGUUGGCCAUUUCAUUACUUCUUUUGAUGUGACAUCAUCAAAAGCAGUGAAUGUCUGACAUGAAACUUUGGGUUGGCUCUCUUGUCAUCUUAUACGCAGGCGGUAUUGCCGCCUUGACUAUGAUGUCGGAAGCCGGUGAAUUUGCCUGUCGACUUCCAGCACCCCCUUUUCGCACAGUUGGGUGACCUGGGAAAAGGCUGCCUUUGAUGGCCGGUGUGAAACGGCCAAGUGCCCUAAGAUGUAAAGGAUUUUUUUUUUCUUAACUACUAUAAUGUUGUUAUACAGUAAUAACAAAAUUAGACACUGAACCUCCAAACAUGCCCGCUUUCGUUUAGGUAGUGUUUUGAUUCUGAUCACACACCGUUUUCCACUAAACCUUUGAACAUUCUAAACAUUGACCUAAAAUUGAGCACCUUUCUUUCAACUGAGCGUUGCGUUCGAGAGCGUAGGAGUAGUUAUUUUCAGUGUUUUGUGGGAAAAAGAAGUGUCUCGUGUCAAACCAGGAUCUAAGUUAAACUCUUAACGCGCCGUCCAAUCGACACCAGUGUUUUAUAUCUAUGAUAAGAGGCCAGUGUUAUUUUAAUGCAAAAGUGUUCAUUUUCUGUUCUUUUGUUGUAUUUUUAAUGUUUUUCUUUUUAUAAAAGUAGCUUUAUUGGAUGAGAACCUGAGCGGGAAGUUGACUAUUCCCUUCCCAACCUGGUACAUUUCGGGGGAGGGUUGGGGGGGGGGGGGAAUUGCACAUUAAUUCUGGUACGCUGAUUAAAAUGCACCAUCUUAAAUAUUGGCCAUUGUCGACAGGCAAGGAAGACUUAGAAGACCGCCUCCCAAACACAAUCCUUAUUAUGACUGCCAAAUAUGUGCACGCAUUUUAAUGCAUCGUCUCACACACUCCCCCGUCUCCUUUUAUGUUGCGUGUGUCAGCCAGAGUGCCAUCUACACACUCCAUAUACUUACUGUAUGCGUGUGAGUGUGUGUGGCUGCCUAUUACACAUGCUGCGUGGGUGGCGUGUUUGUUUUUGUCUGCCUUUCACACACACUUACGCACAAACAUCUUAUGCGCCAAAAUCAUGUUUAUAUUCAUUUGAAUGUCAAACAAGGUGUCGUAUUCUGUUUAAAUUGAACUUCGGGACCUCAUUUUCUCAAUCCAACUUUCUCACUUUUACCACACCUUUUCUCUAAGAAAAAAGACCCCCAAAAAAUGAUGAGGAGGGCCUCUGUAUUACCCCCUCCUUUUUCCCCUUAGUGGCUGGGGACCAAUCAGAAGCACGAUAUUGACCAGACUGUUGAACCGAGCGUAUUCUAAUCAUGCCAGACUUAAAGGAAGGGAGGAGGAAAAUAAGGAGCAAGAGGAGGAGGGGUGUGUGUAUUAAAGAAUCUCCCAGGACAGACGAAGAGGCACUGCGGCAGUCACAAUCCAGACAAAAGAGAUGGGAAGAGGAAGAGUCUCCAAUGUAAAACACUUGUGUGUUUGUUUACGUAACCUCUGCAGUCAUUCCCCCCUCUUAUUUUUAAACGGGCGCUCUGAGAGAUUGACUAAUGACAAAACUUAAGCGUGCGCUAAUGUUGGAAUUGCACUAAAAAGCUGAGCAUAAGGGCGCUUCUUGUCUGUUUAAAGCACUGCAAUCAUGAUGAUGAUGAUGAUGAUGAUGACGAUGAAGCCCAAGGUUCCUGAACAAUCUUGCUGAUUCUGGAAGCAAACAUUCUAAGAUCGGCAUCUAAAAAAUAGGUGACACGAAUAAUGUUAGAAGUUAGAUGUUUCUGAGCUAGAAUGGCAGUGUGAUGCAAAAAUUACACUUCGUUUUUAAGACUCACGGUCUAACGCUGGCUGAAAUUGAAAUAUCUGGAGAAACUGAUUUCCAGACAGAUCCUCCAAAAAUUGCUGCAUCAGUGCUGUAACGAAAACCAUUUUUCAAAUCAGAUGAUUCUGAGCCAAAUUGGCAGAUUAAAGGGACGGAAUGUGAUACGGUUUUUAAAUGUGACCGACACUGAAAAUGGAAGCAUUAAAAAAUGUUCAGUUUUGGACAGAUUUUCACAAAGAUCCUAAAAAAAUGCCACACUGGAGCCAUAACACACAAUCUAGGUUCUGUGGUGGAGGUUCACACACUAAAUCCAGUUGAUAUGUUGUUAAUGGCUUUAUGGAAGGUGGAAUUGGAACUUUCUUUAAAAACCUGGAUGUUUGGACACUUCUUGCCACAGAGAUCCUGCAAUAUUGGCGCGUGGAUAAUUUGGGUUCUGGCUUUAAUACUGAACACGGCAAAGAGCUUCAAGUUCAGGUGUUUUUGAGCCAAAAUGGAAGACUAAAGUUGGUUACUUAGUGCUGUUUUUAACCAUGGUUGUAUUGGAGAGUCUGAAAACUGAGACAUUUUAAAACGCAAAGUUUAUCACGUUAGUAUUUGAUUCAUCAGUGCUUUAUUAGACAGUUUGAGCUCUGCAUUUCACAGAGAACCCAGAAAAGAUAUUUAAAUCCAGAGAACUCUAAACCACUCAGAGGUUCUGAGAAACCAACGUGUCAGCGUUAUAAUGGAUGGUCUGGGUUCUGCGCAAAAUAGUGGCUAUGUUGUUUACAUGAUGCCAUUUUUAAGUGUGUUGGUGUUUGAGUCUGAAAGCCCAAACAAUUGGAAUUGGAUAGUUGUUUUUUUUUUCCCCACAUGGAGGACUUGCAAAAUGGGCCCAUCACAGCUGUAACCGAGAAUCUGGGUUCUGCGUGAAAGGCACAACAUAGAGCUUGAAAUCCAUGACUGUCAAUCAAAAAUGGCAGGUUAAGAGGGCGGUCAUGUGACGCAGAUGGUCAAAUGGUAGUGAAUUGUUUUGACAUUUAUACUUUUUUUUUUAUUUUUUUAUUUAUUUAUUUUUUUUAGCUCACAGUGCCCGCAAAAUUGGCACAACAGAGUUUAGUGUGAGAACCUGUGAUUUUCACACAGUCCAGAUCAUAUACCUUAAAAUCUGGAUGUUUCUGAGCCAGACUGAUAAAUUUGCCCCAUAGGAGACAUAAUUUUUAACAAAUACAAAAAUCGAAACGUUUCUAACCAUUUUCCACAUGGAAAUUGGCAAAGCUACCAAUGGGCGGUAGGCGUCAACCCAUGUAAGUUUCCCAGCUUUCACCGUAGUCUCGGGCGGAAAACUGCCAUCAAAUGUGAAGUAACUGGUGUCACCAUUCUUCUAAUUAGCCUAAUGCUAAAGGCUGCGUCAGUUUACACAGAAAAAUAAAUCUCAACGUUUUACGCCUUUUUUUGCUUUCACAUUAUAUAAGGGAUUUGAAUGACUAGGUUGUCAUUUUAACAUUCAAAACAACAAAAAGUUGUAGUUGUAAUUGUCGCAUUAGUGGCCUGUUAAGCAUCAUCUCGACUAGCGCAGAAUUUGAGAUGUUUUGUUUAUUUGAUUAUCCUGACCCGCAAGAACCAAAAAUUGGAUGUCAAACUUUUGGGACUUGGGCCGUAGUUUGAGUUUGAAUUCCGAAGAUCUUUGUGUGUAAACAUCUCACGACAAGUCUUUUUCGUAUUUUUACUUUUUUUUUUUUUUUUUAAAUAUAUCUGCGGUUGUAGCUGUCGGGCAGUUCUUACCUACUCAUAAUUAACACAUGCACGACGUAGUCGCCGAGACGGGCUUUAGUAGUGUCAUAAUUUAGUGAAAGAGAACCACAUAUUUUUGCAUCAUUGUAUGACUGUUGUGCUGGGAGAGGGUGGAAGUCUUAUUUUUAUUUUUGUGUUUGUUUAUUUUGGGGCUAUUAAAAGCUAUCGCGGUUCUAACAAAGCGGACGGACGGACCAUUGCGAGGCGUUUGAAUGUCUUUUAAAUUGAGCCUCUUCUCGGACCUUUCCACUUUUUCCCCAACUCGUUAUUACUUUUUUUCCCCUCUAAUCUUCGGCUUUGUCUCAUAAAAGGCAUUUUUACCACGUGAUAUGACUUUUAAACUUUGUAAAAUAUGACUUAUAAUGCAAAGGAAAAUGCAAAUAUAUUUUAUUUGAUAACUCAAAUUUACGGCUCUAUUGUCAGUAGAUUAUGAGCCCCCCCCCUCGACUUUAUUCUUUUAAUGUAAAGGCUUUCUCACUCAGGACUUCAUUUUUGCAAAUAACAUCCUGAUUGUAUGAUACAACUUUGAAAAAUUUACUUAUCUGUAACGCUACGGGUUGAGUGAGAUUUUACACUUUUUUUCUAACGACUUGCCACUUUGACUAAUUCCAUAAAAUUGGGACUUUUUAUAUGACUUAAUCUUUCCAAAUUUACUAGUUCAUUCACAAAAUUUCAAAUUUUGUUCCUGAAUAUUCUUGUAGUAUUUAAGACUUAAAAUGUGUCUCUUAUAUCCCUCCAGGAAUAGACAGACAUUUUUGUUUUUCUUUUAAUAACACUUUUCUGACUUUAUUCUGUUAAAAUAUGACAUUGGUAUCUAGAAGAAAAGUCAGAAUUUUGGGGAAACUAAAAGGUCAGAAUAUAUAUAUAUUUUUUAAAAUCACAAAAACAAAAAUUAAUCAGUGAAUCCAAAGUGAGUUUACUUGAAAGCGGCGCUGCUGCCUGAAUGUUAUAUGAUGUAUGAUUGUACUAAUUUUCCAAACGUCUCGAUCACUGUAUUUAUGCGCGCACCUUAAAAGCAGAGCGCAAAUGCAAUCCAACAAACUCCAAAAAGCACCCCAAGACCAUAUAGCGAAAUUCUCCGCCCAUCCCUUCGUCCGUCCGUCCGUCUGUGUCCGCCCAUCCACAGUGAGGCGCUAAAGUGAUGAAAGAGCACAAUUUGGAGUAUUUUGGAUUUGUUGAACUUUUGAGAAAGCACCUUUGGGUGAGUCCGAGAUGUCGCCCUUUGCACCUUUCCGAGCAUGAUUACUUUGUCACUUCCUGUUUGUGGUUUGGAAGAUGUACCAGGACAAGGGUUUGGGGGAGUAUUUUUUGUACGUUUAUUUUUUAUUUUCUAUCUUUUUAUAUUUUUAUUCUCUCUUUGAUACGCUGUUUCCUCUUUUAUGACAUGUUUACUGUAAAAUGGACACUCAAAACUCGAGGACUGAACUGUAAAGCAAGAUGGAUUUGUUAGUCCCCACAUUUUGUUUUUCCCCAAUGUUCAAGUAAGAUUACGACUUUUGUUGAUUGUAGUAUGAGAGAAAAAAAUGUACGAAUGACCUGUUUGCAGCUUUGAGAAAUUUAUGUCAAAGGAAAAAUCCACCCCGCAAACGUCGGCAAUCCUGACUUGGAUUGAAAAUGAUCGUAACGGAUCAGUCAGUUAAAAUGAGAAUUUUAUAAAUUGAAGGUCUUCUUUAUGCUUAAAAAGUGAUGUAUCAUCUUCAAACUGGCCGUUAUUUGGUCUUAGAAUGCCACUUUUGUUAUGUUUUCUUCAGAAAUGUUUCCUAAUUUAGCUUUUGCGACGAUUCGGUGUUGAUUUUUUUUUUUUUUUUUUUUUUGUCUGGAGUAUUUUAUUUUUUUGUCAUACCAUAUCAAGUAAUCAACAUUGUAAAUUUUAACGGAAAAAAAUAAUUAGCAUAAUAAUAUCAUCUCUUUAUUUUCACUGGAUCAUCGCUGAUCUUUAAAAAAAAUAUUCAAAGGGCACGCCUAACAUCCUUUACUAAAUCCUACAUACUAAAAAUUUAUUUGACAAUUAAUAUUUACUUUGCUCAGUUUCAAGUUCAACAGGUGUGUGAAAAUUACUUGGGCAUUUCUUAAGACGACUGUCGUGACUAUAUAAAAUGUCAUGACCUUGUUUAAUAUAAUGACUUUCUCGUAAAAUUUCGGAGGGUGGUUGGAAUUUUCCAAAUUCUUUGAGACCUUCUUUUGGAGGGGUUAAAAUUCUGACUGAAAAUUUCUACAAUGCCGCCCUGAGCCCUUUUAAUUUUCAUGAUCACUGAUCUUGAAGUUUUCAAUUAGCUUUUCGAAUAGAAAUACCUUUUAGAGGAAAGAACAAUUGCUUCUUAAACCAACCUGAAAAUGUCCUAAAAAUUCCACAGCUUCUAUUAAUAACACAGCUGUAUUACCUUCGGAAAUCUUUCUCAAGGAUUUGAUGGAAUUAUUCUAUUGCAGCGCUCACAUAAAUGGAAUUUACAGUUUUAUAUUUCCUUGUGACUUUGUAGGGGGAUUGAAUUUUCGACUUUACUCAAAUCUCGAUGUGUACUGAAAGAUUGAGUAAAAGACCAGUUCAUAUUACGUAACUGUAAUACUUUGGCAUUAUUGUCCAAACAUUUUCAAUAAGUUUCCUUAAAAUGAAGACCUUCAAUUCCAUUUUUGUAAAGAAUUUAAUCAAAUUUGACCACCAACAAUUGUUCGAGACAAAUGAUCCCAAUUUUCUAAAUUUUGUAAAUAUUGUGAUCAUAUCAGCUGUCGCUCACUAUGAGGGAUUAAUUUAGUGGCCUUAAAAUGUCUUCAAUCUGACUUGAAAUUCUCAUGACAUGGGGUGGAUUUUUCUUGUGUUGGGACCUCCUGGUGGCGAUGUGGUGAAUGUUAAAACAAACUAAGCAAACUGGUCAAACUUGAGAAUGGCAGAGGAUCCCAAUUUGAUCCCACGCGCCAGAGACAAAUCACACACAAACUCACUCACACGUAAGGUACACGAAAACCUCUGAAGAAGCGGGAGCACGCACACUCCGUCGCAUCCUCAGGAUGUAUGUGCACUCGGCUUUGUGCAACAAUGCAGUUUUUAAAAAGUUUUUCUUU
This is a messenger RNA of Syngnathoides biaculeatus (alligator pipefish), 9880 nucleotides long. Its product is annotated as nucleus accumbens-associated protein 1-like. The transcript has 8 exons. Gene Ontology annotation, biological process: regulation of transcription by RNA polymerase II. Bases 240 to 2096 code for a protein of 618 amino acids. Lineage: Eukaryota; Metazoa; Chordata; Actinopteri; Syngnathiformes; Syngnathidae. The record is from RefSeq and is a predicted model, not a curated record. Gene Ontology annotation, molecular function: RNA polymerase II cis-regulatory region sequence-specific DNA binding; DNA-binding transcription factor activity, RNA polymerase II-specific; protein binding.